Messenger RNA from Eurytemora carolleeae, 1967 nucleotides. RefSeq names its product aldehyde dehydrogenase X, mitochondrial. The record is from RefSeq and is a predicted model, not a curated record. Lineage: Eukaryota; Metazoa; Arthropoda; Copepoda; Calanoida; Temoridae. The transcript has 17 exons. The coding region runs from base 18 to 1481 and encodes 487 amino acids. Gene Ontology annotation, molecular function: aldehyde dehydrogenase (NAD+) activity.
CUUCAAAAAGAGAAAAGAUGGAUCUGCCCGAGAUCAAGUACACUCAGUUGUUUAUAAACAAUGAAUUUGUGGACGCGGCUUCAAAAAAAACCUUCGCUACGAUAAAUCCCUGCACAGAGGAGGUUAUAGCGUUAGUUGCUGAGGGAGAUAGAGCUGAUAUAGAUCUAGCAGUACAAGCUGCUCGUCGAGCAUUUAAGAUUGGUUCCCCCUGGAGAACCAUGGAUGCUAGCAAACGGGGCAAGCUCAUGUUAAGUUUGGCUCAACUUAUGACAAGGGACAAAGAAUAUUUGGCCCAGUUGGACACCUUAGACAACGGGAAGCCCUACCAGGAGGCACUGGGGGACAUUGAGCAGUCGAUUGAUGUGAUCCAGUACUUCGCAGGCUGGGCGGAUAAAAUACAUGGAGAUACUAUACCAGCAGACGGGAAUGUGAUGACAAUUACAAAGAAGGAACCAGUCGGAGUUGUUGGUCAAAUAAUCCCCUGGAACUACCCUGUAGCAAUGCUAGCCUGGAAAUGGGGUCCUGCCCUGGCGGCAGGAUGCACUUUAGUUCUUAAACCAGCUGAUGCAACUCCAUUAUCUGCUCUGUAUAUGGGUCAACUCUCUAGAGAGGCAGGAUUUCCCCCUGGUGUUAUCAACAUUGUUAACGGGUUCGGUGCAACUGCAGGCGCUGCUAUUGCUGAACACAUGAAUAUUGACAAGGUGGCAUUCACAGGAUCUACUCAAGUUGGCAGGAUUAUCAUGCAGGCUGCUGCUCGAACUAACCUAAAGCGUGUAUCUUUGGAGCUGGGAGGGAAAAGUCCUCUCGUUAUAUUUGAUGAUGUGGAUUUAGACGAGGCGGUGAAUAUUGCAUACAAUGCUAUAUUCACAAACCAUGGACAAAACUGUUGUGCAGGCUCCAGAACUUUUGUACAGGAUGGUAUUUAUGACGAGUUUGUGAAGAAGGCAGCAGAGUUAGCCAAGAAAAGAGUAGUGGGGGAUCCAUGGACAGAUGUUGAUCAGGGGCCUCAGGUCAAUAAAGUGCAGUUUGAUCGUAUUCUUGGAUUCAUAAAUCAGGGGAAGGAACAAGGAGCUAAACUUGUAGCAGGUGGACAGAGAGUUGGAGAUCUUGGAUAUUUUGUGCAACCAACUGUGUUUGCGGAGGUUACUGAUGAAAUGGUGAUAGCUAAAGAGGAAAUUUUCGGACCGGUUCAAUCUAUUCUUAGGUUCUCAACUAUGGAGGAGGUGAUAAAACGAGCCAAUGAUACACAAUAUGGACUAGCUGCAGGAGUUCUGACCCGGGACAUAAAGAAAGCAUUAGAGUUUAGCCACAGUAUUGAGGCAGGCAGUGUUUGGAUUAAUUGCUAUGAUCAUACUCUAGCCCAGACGCCGUUUGGAGGAUUCAAGCAGUCCGGUCAUGGAAGGGAGUUAGGACCUGAGGGGGUCAAAGAGUACAUCGAGACUAAAACCAUCACGAUGGCCCUCAACCAGAAGAAUUCUUAAGAGCCGAUCUAUGAGUGGACGUUGCAAUAUCAGUUCUGGAUAUUUAACCUGUUUUAAAAGCUUGAAAAUGUUUACUUUUGCUGUGAUUAUCUAGUUUAAAGAGACAGUAAGCGUAAUUUUAAGCGGCCCUUCAAGCAAAGAGGGCAAUUUCCGAUAUGCAUCGGUACCCUUUAAACCUUUGACAGUUCAUCGAAGGUGAAGAUUUCCCUGUUAAUAUCUCUCAAUUGUUCGGAUUCCUUUAAAUCCAGAGUGAGUGCUCUUGUACAGUCUGUGCUUGUGUAAUGCAACGCAAAAAAUUCAAAAUUAAAUGUUUAUUUUCUACGACUUCUAUAAAGUAAAUAUUAAUAUUUCUUAAAUGUACAAUGUUUAACGAUUUAAGUUUUUGUAGAUUAUUAAGAAUACGUCAGACAUCCCUGAUCGGUCCAAAGUUUAAAGGGAACUGUUGUGAAUCGAACACGUCACUCUACAAAUGGAGGGUCACUUGAA